ACGGGAAUCACGGUAGAUCGUCUCUGUCCGUCCGAUUCGAUCAGACGGACCGGAAGGAUGGACCUUUAGAUGGUCCGAGAUAUUUGCUCCGUCCGGACAGAAGGGGGAGAGAAUACCGGGACACUGGCGUCGGCGUACAGCAGGGGCCGCGCACCGUAGUCGGCUGCCUUCGCCUCUAUAUAUAUUCGUUUACUGGGAAGGACUUUGGCAGCUGUGCCUUUAGGCUGUUCCCACGUCCCAUCUGGUUCCUUUCCUCUUCUCCGCCUCGCCUUGUCCUCCGCCGGCGCGCCGCCGGGCCUCUCCGCCGCACCGCUGCCGUCGUCAUUCCCUUCUCAAAACUAGGAAGCCUGACAUUCCUCCGAGUUGGGAGAUAGGAGGGCAGAAGGAAUAAAGGAGGGAGAACGGAGACAGAGAUAGGGAGGAGACACCUAUCUAGUAACUGUGUUGGAAGACCUGAAAUCACCGCCGGCGGUGAAGGGUGAAGCCAAAUGUUCCGGAAGAACGAUUCCGCCUUAUCCUGCUUCUACCUCUACUUGCUCUGGCUCUUCUUCCUUAAGUAGGCGACGUAGCCGAGAAGAGAAGGGAGAGGGUGGGAUUUGAUCGGAUUCUUGAGAAAUCGAAGUCUUGAUAGUGAUCGGAGAGGAAGGAUGAUGAUGUUGGAUCUUAAUCUUGCGUCCUCCGGCGAGUCCUUGGCUUUCCAGGAGAAGCCGCUCCCCGACGAGGACUCCGGGACCUCCAAGUCCUCCGUUCUCAAUGCUGAGGCCUCCAGCAACACUCCCGACGAGGACUCCUGCUCAACCAGGCCCGCUGCCGGCUUCCGGUUUGGCAUCCUCAAGAGCUCUGCAUCUGCUGAAGGAGAGAACGUGGUGAAAGAGGAGAUCGAGGAGGAUGGAAAUGACGCCUCGCUGGAGUCCAGCUUCAUCACCAGGCAGCUCUUUCCUCUGGCUUCAGCGGCGGUUCCAGAGCGACUUCAGCCGCCAUUAGUGGCGGCAUCGUCGUCCUCAUCAUCCAGACAGCAAUGGGCGGAUCUGAACUUCCGACAGUCUAUUCCGGCGGAUGUCAGGGUUGUCCAGCAGCAGCAGCAGCAGCAGCCGCAAGUUAAGAAGAGCAGAAGGGGGCCUCGCUCUCGGAGCUCUCGGUACCGGGGAGUCACUUUCUACCGGAGGACCGGGAGAUGGGAAUCUCACAUCUGGGAUUGCGGGAAACAGAUCUAUUUGGGAGGUUUCGAUACUGCUCAUGCUGCGGCCAGGGCGUAUGAUCGAGCUGCGAUUAAGUUUCGAGGAGUUGACGCUGACAUCAAUUUCAAUCUUAGCGACUAUGAGGAAGAGCUGAAACAGAUGAAGAAUCUGUCGAAGGAAGAAUUUGUGCACAUACUACGUCGCCACAGCACUGGGUUCUCAAGGGGAAGCUCAAAAUACAGAGGGGUGACCCUUCACAAGUGUGGCCGCUGGGAGGCUCGCAUGGGACAAUUCCUUGGAAAGAAGUACAUAUAUCUCGGGCUAUUCAACAGCGAAAUAGAAGCUGCAAGGGCUUAUGACAAGGCAGCUAUAAAAUGUAAUGGAAGGGAUGCUGUUACCAACUUUGAGCCCAGUACCUAUGAAGGAGAGUUGCUUACUGAGGCUGCUGAUAGUCAAGCCACUGGCCAUGAUGUGGAUCUGAACUUGAGGAUUUCUCAACCUGUCGCCUGUAGUCCAAUGAGGGAUCAAGAUUCAAUGGGCAUCCAAUUCCACUUUGGCUCACGUUCUGAUGCCAAGAAAGCAACGAUUGAUAUCCCUUCUUCCCACUUGGCUGGUGAGCCGCAUCAUUUACUGACUGCUCAAUACCCAAUUAUCUUUCCCACCAUUGAGGAAAGAGCGAGAGAGAAGAGGACUGAGGUUGGUUCUCAAUCUCUAUCCAACUGGGCAUGGCAGGUGGAUGGCCCUACUCUGUUGCCGCUGUUCUCUUCUGCAGCAUCAUCAGGAUUCUCUACUUCCUCUGUUGCAGCUGCCCAUCCUUCCUCGCUGCCUCCCCCUUCGUCGACCCUGCAUUCCCAUUUCAACCCACCAGCUCCGUUCAAUUUUCUUUUCAGGAGUUGAAACCCUUGUUCUUUGAUCAGUAUAUGUAUACUCUAGAUGACACCUACGUCUGUAAGGUAGCAGCAGAGGGUAGCCAUCUGCAAAAUAAUAAUUACGGGGCUGGUGCUUGGUUUCGGAGCGUUCCAUAUAGGUCUGUUUUCUUUUUUCUUUUGUUUUUUUGUUGUGUGCGAUAACAUGAAACUGUGAUUUUUAUAUGUGGACGAGUCAAACGUUUUGGACUCUUUCUGGGGCUAACUGGAUGGCCGUUACUGGAGAUCAGCUUUCUGUAGCCUUCUCCUUUCUCAGACACUGAGAUUUGAAAGGAGUCUGGGCAGCCUUAAAAAGCAUCCUUCCUGACUCCUUAUGUUUUCUUUAUCUCAAUGGGUUCCAGCGGGGUCGCUGCUCUUAGCUGACGUGACUUUAUACCUUUGUAUUGAUUGGUUUCCUUGAUUAAUAAUUUUUAUAGUUAAUAUUUAAAUAUGAUUGUGAUCUUGGAUUUAGCUUAUAAUAUUUCAGUUCUAAGA
Molecule: messenger RNA, 2578 nt
Organism: Elaeis guineensis (African oil palm)
Lineage: Eukaryota; Viridiplantae; Streptophyta; Magnoliopsida; Arecales; Arecaceae
Source: RefSeq, a predicted model, not a curated record